Lates calcarifer (barramundi perch) is the source of this 6675-nucleotide messenger RNA. It is a transcript of the gene ano1a, whose product is annotated as anoctamin 1, calcium activated chloride channel a. Gene Ontology annotation, cellular component: plasma membrane. The record is from RefSeq and is a predicted model, not a curated record. Bases 544 to 3531 code for a protein of 995 amino acids. The transcript has 26 exons. NCBI's taxonomy places the organism in Eukaryota, Metazoa, Chordata, Actinopteri, Centropomidae. Gene Ontology annotation, biological process: chloride transmembrane transport. Gene Ontology annotation, molecular function: chloride channel activity; protein dimerization activity.
ACUAAGUUGUGGGUAGGUGAGCAGGAAGCCUGCAUUCCCUGUUUUCAUGUGGCAUGUGAAUACAACAUCAUUAUAGACCGUUUUGACACGAUUUUCGCUUAGCUUCCCCAGCGCGUUAUCACGCUGCUGUGUGAGAGAGCAUAAUCCCAUUUUGACAGAGCACGUCCUCACACGGAGGAGAUGUGUUAUAACGUAAAAUAGUGUCGGGCUUAAAAAUAAUGUCAUUAAGGCAGAUUUAUUUUGACCUGAAAUAGCCUCUGGAUUCAUUUCAUGGGGAUAUAAAUACUCUAUAGAUACAGCCAAUUCAUUUCGACAAAGACUUUCUUUUGGACAUAUUCGACAAGAAACACUUUAACAGUAGUCUAUCAGCUUUCCAAAAGAAUGAAUAAGUGUUAGCUCUCCUUCCAGUGUUUCCAUGCAACAGCGCAGGCGGCCGUGAAGCCACUGAGCACACGGAGGGAUAGAUGCUGUUGCAAAGAGCGACGGCACUGUAGAUGUAGUUGGGGGUCUGUGUAAGAACCCUGAGCGCCUUUUUUUAACCCAAUGGAGCGACAAGAUGAUGGAGAUGAACCGGUCGGGAGCUUGAACCACCACGACAGUGCAGAGGAGCCCGGUUCUCCACCGCUGCCUCGUAAGCUCUCAGGCAACCUGCAGCAGGAGGACCCCGCCAUAAUGAGGAGGAAUGACAACUACCUGCCAGUCCCUGGCGAGGAGAAGAAUUUGGAUGCUGACUUCAAUGCCAAGGCCAGGAGCAGCGAGUCCAUACCAAUGAAAAAUCUCUAUGGGGAUGAUGUCUCACCACUGUAUCCACGGCUAGGACCAUACUUGUCUGAUGGACGGCGGCGGGUGGACUAUGUGCUGGCAUACCACAUCCAGAAGCCCAGCAGCGUCCGGCGUCGGUCAUCCAGAUUUGCUGACAACAGCUUCAUCCGACGGCUUCGCCGCAGCCUGAGCAUGAGAGGCAGCCAAGCUCCACUGCAGCCAAAGGAGGAUCCAGAGAUCGCUGCUCAGGAGCAACGGACAGACUAUCAUGAGGACGACAAGCGCUUCAGACGGGAGGAGUUUGAGGAAAACCUUCUGGAGACGGGUCUGGAGCUGGAAAAGGAUGAAGGGAGUAAGAUCCCUGGAAUCGGCUUCUUGAAGAUCCAUGCUCCUUGGAACAUUCUGUGUAGAGAGGCUGAAUUCAUGAAGCUCAAGAUGCCAACAAAGAAGGUUUACGAUGUGAAACAAGGCAGUAAUCUGGUCGAGAAAAUUCGACUGUUUAUUCACAAAGUCACAGCUCCACUCCAUCCAAAAGUAGAUGCCAACAGACCGCAAAGCGUCAAAUCCCUCUCUCAUCCUUUCUCCAGGGAGAAGCAGCACCUGUUUGAUCUGUCUGACAGGGACAAGUUCUUUGACAGCAAGACCAGGAGCUCGAUUGUUUAUGAGGUGCUGAAGAGGACAAGAUGCACCAGAGCCAAGUACUCCAUGGGGAUCACCAGUCUACUAGCCAAUGGUGUCUACAUGUCCGCUUAUCCCCUGCAUGACGGAGAUAUUGAGGGGGUAAAUGCAGAACCUAAUGACAGGAAGCUGCUGUAUGAGGAGUGGGCCAGCUACAGUGUCUUCUACAAAUACCAGCCCAUUGGACUCAUCAGGAAGUAUUUUGGGGAGAAGAUUGGACUGUAUUUUGCCUGGUUAGGAGUCUACACACAGAUGCUGAUCCCUGCAGCCAUCGUUGGAGUCAUUGUAUUCCUGUAUGGCUGUGCCACUGUUGAUGAUAACAUACCUAGUAUGGAGAUUUGUGAUCCCAGGAACAACAUCACCAUGUGUCCGCUGUGUGACCGUGCCUGCAGCUACUGGAAGCUGAUGACAGCGUGUGGUACAGCCCGAGCUAGCCACCUGUUUGACAACCCAGCCACUGUCUUCUUCUCCAUCUUCAUGGCCCUCUGGGCGGUUCUCUUUAUGGAGCACUGGAAGAGACGACAGAUGCGACUCAACUAUAUCUGGGACCUGACAGGAUUUGGAGAGGAGGAGGAGGAGGAACAUAAGGACCACAACCGAGCAGAGUAUGAGUUCCAGGUCAUGCAAAAGACAAUGAGACUGGAACAUUCAACCCCAAAGGGUGAGAAGGUGAAGCUGACGUGUACAGACAGACUGCCAGCUUACCUGACUACUGUGGUCACGAUGUGCUUCAUGAUUGCUGUGACGUUUGCCAUAGUCUUUGGGGUCAUCCUGUACCGGAUUAGCAUUAAGGCUGCCCUGCACAUAAGCAACUACCCUGCAGCACGGUCCAACAUCAGAGCCACUGUCAAAACCACUGCCGCCAUCAUCAACCUCAUCAUUAUCAUCAUCUUAGAUGAAAUCUACGCCGCCAUAGCCCGUUGGCUCACCACACUGGAGGUUCCAAAGACAGACAAGAGCUUUGAAGAGCGCCUCAUCUUCAAAACUUUUAUCUUGAAGUUUGUGAAUGCCUUCACACCCAUUGUCUAUUUGGCCUUUUUCAGGGGCAGGCUUGUUGGGCGGCCUGGAAACUACUUGUAUGUUGUUGGAUCAUACAGAAUGGAAGAGUGUGCCCAUGCAGGCUGCCUCAUGGAGCUGUGCAUCCAGCUGUGCAUCACUAUGCUAGGCAAGCAGCUCAUCCAGAACAACCUGUUUGAGAUUGGCAUACCGAAGCUGAAGAAACUGCUUCGGAGGAGGAAGUCAGAGAUGGACACAAAGCAAGAGGAGGAGCUGAACAAAACCCUGCAGCGCCACGAGAAGGACCACUUUCUGGGUCCAUUUGUUGGCCUGAGCCCAGAGUACAUGGAGAUGAUCAUCCAGUUUGGAAUGGUGACUCUUUUUGUGGCUUCUUUCCCUCUGGCGCCACUCUUUGCUCUUCUUAACAACAUCAUUGAGAUUCGCUUGGAUGCCAAGAAGUUUGUUAUGGAGCUGCGCAGGCCAAUUGCAGCCAAAGCCAAAGACAUUGGUAUCUGGUACAACCUCUUGAGAGGCCUCAGCAAGGUAGCAGUCAUUGUCAAUGCCUUUGUCAUCUCCUUCACCUCUGACUUCAUCCCUCGACUGGUCUACCAGUACAUGUACAGCCCUGACGGCACCAUGCAUGGCUUCAUCAAUCACACUCUGUCUUACUUCAAUGUCAGUGACUUCCAGCCAGGCACAGAACCCUUGCAGCCAAUGCACCUGGGCUACCACGUAGAAAUAUGCAGAUAUAAGGACUAUAGAGAGCCUCCCUGGUCCAGCACGCCAUAUGAACUCUCUAAGGAGUUCUGGGCCAUUCUGGCAGCCCGCCUUGCCUUCGUCAUUGUCUUUCAGAAUGUGGUGAUGCUUAUGAGUGACUUUGUGGAUUGGCUGAUCCCAGACAUCCCCAAGGACAUCAGCCUCCAGAUCCACAAGGAGAAAAUCCUCAUGGUGGAGCUCUUUAUGAAGGAGGAGCAGGGCAAAAGGCUUGCAGCGCGCGACAACCACAACCAGGACAACUUCACCUCCCCCUCAUCAGCUGAUCAGAGCCCGCCACAGCCCCGCUCACGGCCUGUCUCACACGCUAACUGCUAUUAAGGUGGUAGCUGCUGAGGUCUGAGGAAACGAGCACUAACAGCGACAAGCAAACACUAAUACCUGUAUACAAACAUAAGUUAAUCAGCUGGUUAUAGCUAGCUGGUAAAGUUUAAGACAGUUAUCCAUUAACACAUGAUCAGUUUGCAAUAAUUAGCCAAGCUUUUGCUACAUUCACAUGGUUUGGGAGUUUCCAGUUGAAACCUUUGAAAUAUUCACAUUAGAAUUCCCUCAGCUGAGAAACUGGCUAUUCUCCUCCUUUUAACACAUUUCCCAUGUUAAUUUGUUACAUUUUGAGCAUUUAAACAAAAAUCCAGAAAGUAGUGAGACAGUACUUGGAUUUAUGACCACACAACAUUAUUUAUUACAUGUAACUGAAAGGAACAAGCCAUUAGCUUCAGUUGAAACUGUGGACAUUUACUUAUUAAUGAGAACAUUCAGGAUGCCUGAGAAAAUCUGCUACCUAAUGUGAAUCAUAUUGUCAACCUGCCACCUCUCCCACGGGACCUAAAUGCAGCUUUUGUACUGAAGACAGCCUCUGCCAAUCCGUCCAGAUGGUUCUGCUGAGAAGAGUUUCCUCCUGGUGUCUUACUGGUGCAGUGCAACACCAAUGGAGAUCCUUCCUCUUGCCAUCAAUAUGUAAAACUCAGACUUGCCCUUUUUUUCAUUAUUUUUGCACAAUUCUGUACAAAUACGGGAAUCUAUUGACACAUUUUUUAAUAUGCAACAUCGUCAGACACGUGCUUUGGUUGUUGGGAUGAAAAGCAGGCUUUGGAGGAACUUCUGUGUCAAACAGCCUGUAAAUCUGUACUAUUUUGUUGUGUGAGCAUCAUAGUGCUCAUUAUUACAUUUGUUAAAUUUUUAGCAUGAACAAACAGGCCAACAGUGCUUAGUGGCAUUAUUCCUGGAAGCACAAGUCACAUUAUUAUUCACUCUAAUUAACUGGAAUUUGGCAAUUGGCAAGAUUUACGGUAUAAAUACAAAGUGAUGUCAUGAUGUCAUGCUCCAUCUCACCUAGCUGAGGUGCUGCAGAUACUGUCAGUGCCAUUUCCCCUUACUAACAUAUGAUACCAGGUAUGGAGAGACAUGUUUCUACACACUGUUAAAAAAAAUUAACAUAAUUCCAACAGUGUUUAAAGCUACAUUAACUGAUCUUUUUUUCUUCAGCAGAACAAGCUUAAAAAUGAAGACAUAUCACUGACAUAUUAUCACCUUAUAAAAUUGUUGUUGUGCAUCUGUACUGACACAUCCAGUACAGAUGCACUUUCAUUUGGAGUGCUUGACUCCAGUGUUCAUUUUCCUUUUAAUUCAGGCUGACAGAUCUUUGAUCUCUAACUUGUAACAAGCUAAUUGCUAAUUUUAUCUGUCUGUUGUUUGGUAAUGAGCAGGUAGUGUACAGUCAGAAACCAGCUGCCUGCUGCUGCUUUGCAGGCCAAAAAAACAAAACAAUGACCUGAAAGACAUUAAAAUACUGUGAGGAACUAAUGACAGCUGCAGAAUUGUUGAUCAUUCUCUUAAAGUUUGUUUUUAAAAAUGAUCAGUGCAACUAUAAAGCCAUUACAAUCAACAUGACUAAAUAAAUGAUAAUGUUUCUCUGUGUGUGGUAGAUGCGUAAAUAUCAUACCAACCUAAAAGGUGAUAAUAUGACGGUGUUCUCAAAUUCAUUCAUAUCUUUGUCAAGAUGCUCAGCUUUAGAGUGAAAUCCUUCUCCCUAUACAGCAGUUGAUAAUGGUAUUUUAAAAUGGAAGCUGACUACUCAGUGUAGACAGUCAGCACCAAUAAAGGAAAUGAAAAUGUUCAUUUCAAAUGUAUGUUUAAUCAUUUAUCGCUCAGGUGUGAGGAGAGAUUUACAGCUGUGCACUGACAAUUGAACUUAUUGUACUCAUGUUUAAAGUCAUGUGUGUGUGUAAACAGUGUGUGCCAUCAUACUCCUAUAAUGUCUGUCAGUGUGAGAUUCUGAUUUAAAGGGACUUUGUUUUUGUUGUUUGUUUGUUUGUUUGUUUGUUUUUGCUUUGGUUUUGUUUUCCAUUGAAGUGGGAAUUUUUUGAUGUCUCUGGAAAGGAGUGCUAGCAUCUUGCUUAAGGGCACCACGGUGACAGUUGUCAAGUGAAGGGACAGCGUUACUGACUCUCUUACCCUGCCUUAUAUUCUGCUAGCUGCUCCAGAGAUUCAAACAGUCAAUUGGUCAUCUUCUCUAAACCAUCACCAGCUCAUUUAAGAUGUCCAUUUAGCAGUUUUUAUACAAAGGGACACAGUGUAUCAGUCAAACCUGGAAAGGCAGCACUGUUUGAAUACUAUUAUCUUGCCUUAUAUUAACCUUAUAAAUCAUUUGGCAUUUUCCUAAAGUUGCAACUCUCAAACUGUUCAAGCACAAAGACUGAAUAAUAUAUAUUUUUUGUAUCUAUCAAAUUGUAAAAACAUGUGGGAGUGACUGGAUAUCACUUUGAAGAAUGUAAAUGUACUGUAGACUGAAAUGUGCAGUCACACGUACAGUCUACAGUCAUCAUUGUGUCAAAUCCUGCCCCCUGCUGUAUAUAUUUUGAACUACCCCAAAUUAAAGCCCACAACCCAGACUGAUAGAAUGUAUUAUUACAUUUUUAAUUGUCAGUGAUGUAUAAUCACUUUUAGGUCAAAAUAUUGUAUAUCUGCUUAUUCUUUGUUUGAUUUUUAGUUUAUGACAAUGCAUUUCUAAGUGUAUCUAAGGUGUUGAAAGGGUUUUUAUCAGCCCACUGGGGGACCACUGAUCUACCAACAAGAGACUUUUCACAAUGACGGCGAUAUACUUACUUUAACUGUCUUGAUUUUUAGUCUUUAUUUAAUGUACUAGAAACCAUCAAUAUUUCAUUAUAGCUGGAAGGAUGCCCAGGAAAAAAUCUUCUGAUGCGGUCUACAGAGACAUUUUAUCACAGUAGACUUUACUUCUUUCUGGGAUAUGACUUGCUUGUUUGACAAAAACUUCACAUUUAAUUUUUAACUUUCAAAUCUUAAUAUUGUUAAUACUGUGUAUGUAAGUAGGGUUAGUGUUGAUAUUCAGUGAUAGAUUACCAAGAAUAUUUCCCUUCAGAAUCUCUUAUAACCUGACGUCACAUGUGAAUCCCCUCCUUCUUUUUGCUUUCAGCUAACUUCAAAUAAAUGACCAUGAGCUAC